GAUCCCUGGAGUGCCGGGAACAAGCCGUGUCUACCAAGGGAACGCUGAGGCUACAGCUGGAGAAGUCCCCAGAGGAGUGGAUGAAGAUGGAAUGGAGAGUGACACUGGCUGCAGGAUCCCAGAACCGCAUCCUGACAGCUGAGAAGAAUAAAAAUACCACCUACUCCAAGGGAUGGUUUUUUGGGAGAGUCAUUUUCCAGCUGGAGACCCUCUCCUUGGAGAUCAGCCCCGUUAGUGUGACCGACAGCGGGGUCUACAGGGCAGAGUUUGAGGACACCUCAGGUUUUGUUACCACCCUGUGUUUCCAGGUGUCGGUGUGGGAUCCCAUCACCCAGCCGAGCCUGGAGUCACACAUCCUGCACUGGGAGCAGGGAUGGUGCAACCUCUCACUGCUCUGCACCGUGUCCAGCACCAACAACGUCUCCUACAACUGGUCCUGUACUGGGAGUCCCCUGGGAGCGCUGGAACCCCAACCCUGGCUGCAGUUGCAGGUCCCUGAGGACACUGACCCCAUCAUCUGUCACUGCAACGUGAGCAACCCAGUGAGCUGGGGCACAGCCAGCACUGACGUGGUGGCACCGUGCCGUGCUGCGGCACCAGAAUCUCCUCCAGGGCACUCCCAGGAGAUGCUGACCGUCUAUGAGGAGGUGGGCAAAGCCCAAACCAGCCGAGACCACAAUGGGACCAGUGAGGCCACCAUGGAGGGAAACACCAUUUAUGCUGUUGUCUGCCCCAAAACACGGGGACCCAGCUGCCCUCAGGAGCCCCAAAGCUGCACCAUCUACUCCACAGUUCAUCCCACCAAGAAGUCUCCUUCUCUCAAGAGCAAAAAGUUGGACCCAGCUUUGAUUUCCACCUCCUAUGUAGAGGCUACGGGGCUUCCUAGACGUUGGUGUCCCCCCGUGCAGACCUUGCCCCCAGCUCCUGUCAGCCACCACCUCUCCUAG
Messenger RNA from Antrostomus carolinensis (chuck-will's-widow), 947 nucleotides. Its product is annotated as natural killer cell receptor 2B4. The record is from RefSeq and is a predicted model, not a curated record. The annotation marks the transcript as partial. Gene Ontology annotation, biological process: natural killer cell activation involved in immune response. NCBI's taxonomy places the organism in Eukaryota, Metazoa, Chordata, Aves, Caprimulgiformes, Caprimulgidae. The transcript has 7 exons. Gene Ontology annotation, cellular component: external side of plasma membrane; membrane. Gene Ontology annotation, molecular function: MHC class I protein binding.